CGCCGCCCGCCCGCCCGCCGCAGACUGGCUGCUCCCGGCCCGGCUCCGGAGCGGCUCGGCACGGCACGGCACGGCCCGGCCCGGCCCGCUCGGCCCCGCCAUGUCGCAGGUGCUGCCCUACGGCGAGGACAAGGUGGGGCGCUACGGCGCCGAGCCCGAGGCGGGGGAGCUGCCCUUCAGCUGCCGCCUGCAGGACACCAACGCCUUCUUCGGGGGCAACCAGGGCAAGCGGCCCCCCAAGCUGGGACAGAUCGGCCGCGCCAAAAGAGUGGUGAUCGAGGAUGACCGGAUAGACGAGGUGCUCAAGGGCAUGACGGAGAAGUCGCCGUCGGGGGUAUAAACCCGGAGCCGCCGCCAGGACCCUCGGGCCCGGGGGGGGGCACAGACGAGGAAAGAGAAGGGGGGGGGCGGUGGGAGGCCAUGCCCGCGGCCCUCCCCCCCCCCCCCGAGGCCCCACGGGGGGUGCAGCAAGCGGGGAGAGAGGUGGGGGGCCACCCCCCCCCCCCCCCCGGACCCCCCCACCCCCUCCAUACGCUCCCACCGGCUUCGGGGUCGCCCCCCCGGGCCAUGCACUUUACCCCCCCACCCCCCGCAGCAAGGGACCCCCCCCCAAAAAAAAAAAAAAAACCAACAACAAAAAACCCACAUCGUGGGGGGGGGGGCACGGAGCUGAGCGGGGCCGGAGCGGGCUCGAAGCCGCCCCCGGUGCCAUUUUUUGCUCCAUCGUUUUUUGCAUGAGCUUCGGUGGCCCCCCCCCGGGCGCCGCAUCCUGGUGCCGAAAGGGUCACCCCCCCCCACUCCGGCAAACAGCUUCUUUUUAAAACAGAAAAACAAAAAACAGAACAAAAAAAAAGAGAAAAC
Molecule: messenger RNA, 861 nt
Organism: Cygnus olor (mute swan)
Lineage: Eukaryota; Metazoa; Chordata; Aves; Anseriformes; Anatidae
Gene: CAMK2N2
Product: calcium/calmodulin dependent protein kinase II inhibitor 2
Exons: 2
Coding region: 101-340 (79 amino acids)
Biological process (GO): negative regulation of protein kinase activity
Molecular function (GO): protein kinase binding; calcium-dependent protein kinase inhibitor activity
Source: RefSeq, a predicted model, not a curated record